Messenger RNA from Piliocolobus tephrosceles (Ugandan red Colobus), 1109 nucleotides. RefSeq names its product mitochondrial ribosomal protein L55 (gene MRPL55). Gene Ontology annotation, cellular component: mitochondrial large ribosomal subunit. The transcript has 4 exons. Gene Ontology annotation, molecular function: structural constituent of ribosome. Lineage: Eukaryota; Metazoa; Chordata; Mammalia; Primates; Cercopithecidae. The record is from RefSeq and is a predicted model, not a curated record. The coding region runs from base 642 to 1028 and encodes 128 amino acids. Gene Ontology annotation, biological process: translation.
UCUAGCAGGAAGGAAGAGGUAACUUCCCCUGAAGACCCUCCUGGACCAGCCCCAGGCUCCUGUGCUCGUGAGGCCGAGGGAGAGGGAUGUCGGCAUAGGACACGGAGCAGGAUUUCCAUUUUAGAGGCAGCUGGACCUGUCUUCAGGUCCCUUCCUUGGUGAGAGGGGUACGCCAGAGGAAGCUGGGCGCUCGGCCGCCGUGCAGCCUCCUCUCCUGGAAUCUGAGUAUUGGAAACUGGGCUUUUACCUCGGAUACCUCAGCACAGACUCCCAUGGGAAUCCAGGUCACAGCAAAGCAGCCCUGGGCCUCCACUCUCCUUUAAGCAAGCAUGACAAUCCUCACCUGACUGGGUUUUUAUUAAAACUAGCAAUGACCUUAGAAAGCAAGGCAUGACCUCAGCUCCACUUUUGAGGCUGCAGUCCAUUUAGAGAGGUUUCCCAGACUCGGUAACGGCCAGAGCAGACAGCCUGUGCCCUGCCGCAGACUUACUCAGAAUUUUUGGGAGUAGUGAUCAUCUUCUGCUUUUGGAAAAACCUCUACAGGCGGUUCUGAGAAGUCCAAGGGUUGCUGGGAGAGGUUGCAGGUUGCACGCCAGGACCUGUACUUACCACCACCACGUGCCACGGGGCUCUAAGGAGGAAUGGCGGCUGUGGGCAGCCUGCUUGGCCUGUUGAGGCAGAGCACCGUGAAGGCCACCGAACCUGCACUCCGCCACCUGCACACAUCCUCCUGGCAGGCCGACAGCAGCAGGGCCUCACUCAGUCGUGUGCACCGCCAAGUUUAUGCACGACUCUACCCUGUACUGCUGGUGAAGCAGGAUGGCUCCACCAUCCACAUCCGCUACAGGGAGCCGCGGCGCAUGCUGGCGAUGCCCAUAGAUCUGGCCACCUUGUCUCCUGAGGAACGGCGGGCCCGGCUGCGGAAGCGUGAGGCUCAGCUCCAGCCGAGGAAGGAGUACGAGCAAGAGCUCAGUGAUGACUUUCAUGUGGAGCACUACCAACAGUUCUGGAACAGGACCAAGAAGUGACCGUGGCUCCAGCCACCCCGGGACGUUGAUAAGAUGGGAGGGCUGUUCUUAAAUCACAUAUUCUCGAAGCUGCCACCUGGA